Ictalurus punctatus (channel catfish) is the source of this 2281-nucleotide messenger RNA. It is a transcript of the gene ccnl1a, whose product is annotated as cyclin L1a. The record is from RefSeq and is a predicted model, not a curated record. Gene Ontology annotation, biological process: regulation of transcription by RNA polymerase II. Gene Ontology annotation, cellular component: nucleus. The coding region runs from base 108 to 791 and encodes 227 amino acids. Gene Ontology annotation, molecular function: cyclin-dependent protein serine/threonine kinase regulator activity. Lineage: Eukaryota; Metazoa; Chordata; Actinopteri; Siluriformes; Ictaluridae. The transcript has 6 exons.
GUGAGUUUCUGUGUUACGCGGCAGGCGUCGCGAGCGCGUCACACACUUCCGCCCUUACUCGAGCAGUUCUUUGUAUUUUCGGUGACCGGGUUCGGCUCGUAACUUCGAUGGAGGCGACAAUGGCUACAGCUCCGGUUCCUAGCGCGCCGAAUAGUGCUACGACCAACGAGGGCAUUCUUAUAGGAGAUAAGGUUUAUUCUGAAGUCUUUCUCACUAUAGAUAACUCGUUAAUCCCGGAGGAAAAACUGUCCCCGACUCCGUCUAUGCUCGACGGCCUGGACCUACACACCGAAACCGACCUCCGUAUUCUAGGCUGCGAACUCAUACAAUCAGCCGGGAUACUUCUGCGUUUACCACAGGUGGCAAUGGCAACCGGGCAAGUGCUGUUUCAUCGAUUUUUUUACUCGAAGUCAUUUGUGAAACACAGUUUUGAGAUUGUUGCCAUGGCCUGUAUCAAUCUGGCCUCAAAGAUCGAAGAAGCCCCACGUCGAAUACGGGACGUGAUCAAUGUCUUUCAUUAUUUGAGGCAGAACCGAGGAAAAAGGAGUGCAAGCCCAUUGAUACUUGAUCAGAACUACAUAAACACGAAAAACCAGGUGAUCAAAGCCGAGAGACGUGUGCUGAAGGAGCUGGGUUUCUGUGUCCACGUCAAGCAUCCGCACAAGAUCAUCGUCAUGUACCUGCAGGUCCUCGAGUGUGAGAAGAAUCAAACGCUAGUCCAGACAGCUUGGGUAGUCCAUGAUGGUAAGUGUCAUAAAGAACCUCUGAACUCUGCUCCUCCAACCACAUGACCCCAGGAAUCUGCCCCUCCCCCAUUGGCUGCCCGUCUCGAGACAGCCAAUCCAGUGAGAGCUCUCUGCCCGAGAAUCACUGAAGGGGGGACUUUUCCACCUGGCAGCAUCAUCUUGUUUUCUUGGGGGUUGUCCAAAAGGAUUUGUAUUUUUUGUUUUUGCUACAAGACUUUUUUUUUUUUUUUUUAUCCCUUUUUUAUUUAAGUAUAAAUUCCACAUUUAUAACUGAAGUUUACCAGCUAAGCAAGUAGGUAUUGAACAGUGGGUAUUUUUUUUUGGUAGUUAAAUGUACAUAUGUAUUGUGUGUUCACACUGAUGUGGUUUCUAGAAAUGUAUCUUCCAGAAAUCAUCCUGCUCUACGAGUUCGUUUCCUUUUUUUCCCCCCACAUCAUCGUGCCAGGUCACAUGUGUUAGGCCUUUAACGGAGAAUUCCACCCUGAAUUAACAUCUUCCGUUGACACUUUGAUCUACUUUCAAUGCCGUUUGGCCGCGUUCUGGAAGUGGCGCGGUAGGAUUUUCUACCUAAAAAGAGCCAUUGCGGCGGCGCUUUAGUCUGUCCAGCUCCAUCACCUGCUUCCAAAGCUUCAGCUUUAACCCUAGUACUAGUCAUCUCCUAGAUAGCUAACUAGCUGAAGGCAAGUCCAUGAAAGCUGAUGGGGCUUUCAACAUCCCCACAACUCCUGCACUCGGUCUCUCAUUAAUACGUCGGUGGGAAACGAUAUUCUCCAACACUAAAUCAGCACCAGAACUGAAAAUCAUUCACUAUUAAUGCACGUAUGGUUUCAGGGUGGAGUUUUCCUUUAAACAUGAAGUUAAUCUGGUGCCGUUUUGUCUUUUAUUUCUGAAGUAAUGACUUCAGCUUAACGUGUUCAGUCCACGUCGUGAUCCUACGGCACGUGUCUUAUUCGAUCUGUCUUGUGGUAGUUAGCUGUGUGUCGCAGGGGACGUUCUUUGGGUAGCCGCCGCUGUGCUUUUUGGCUUUUGCCUCCCUUUGGCGCAUGCUGUCGCGUGUCAAAUCGCACGUUAUCAUCCCGCAGCGAUCAGCGCGUCCUGUCUCCCCGUUUCACACCACCGGCCUCAUCGUUUGCAUCAUCGCGGGUGACGCAGCCUCCGACGUCUCAGACAGAAACGGAUGGGAUUGGGUGCUUGCGUCAUUGCUUAUAGUUAAAUUGCCUGAUUUGCAUGAAACCCCUGCGAUCGUAGUUUCUUUUAAAGCUAUUUGCAUGUGCAGGCGGUAAAUUUAUUUAUUUAUUUAUUUUUGUAUUUUUUUUAAAUGCUCGUGUCCGGUGAACCAUUCCAGUGUGAACACGCUCUCAUCUGUUCUGCAUGUCUGUGUUUUGAAAAGAAAAGAAAAACACUGCCAGUGUUGACGUUCAGGCAGGCAGGAGUGAGAGAGACGGCGGUUUUUAAAGAGGGAGGGAACGGACAAAGCUAAACACGAGUCUCCUUAAACGCUUCAUGAACACACUGCAUCGUGGGAAGAGGGAUGC